GUGGAUAAAUAAGGGGCGUGGACGUGGGUUUACGUGCUCAACCGCCGGUAUUUCGUCAAAGAAGAAACGUGCGGUUGGUCGUGUAGCCUACUUGCUACGUGUGACGAAUUAAAGAAUACAUCCUUGACAGUGCGGUAUUUCACUAGACUUCAGUCAGUGCCAGUGGGUCACCGGGAUACGUGCACGCAAACGGGUGGUCACGACGCACGAGAAACACGGCAAAAUAGUCACGAACAGCAUCGCAUUUCGGGUACAAGGAGAUUGUGUGCCAAACCUCACGUCCACGCGGAAUUCAUCAAUCUUGGACGUUUCCACUCUGGCACGAUGGAGGGGGAGAAGAAGCAGGUAACAUGCUACCUCCUGUUUUCUUUGUCAACGGCUGUAAUUGGCUCCCUGCAGUUUGGCUACAACACAGGAGUCAUCAAUGCACCAGAACAGAAAUUGCGGGAGUUCUUCAACGCCACAUGGAUGGAGCGUUACGGGGAGCCCAUCAAACCAGGCAUGUGCACCAUUGUGUGGAGUUUUGCUGUGGCCAUCUUUAGCGUGGGUGGAAUGAUGGGAUCAUUCAGUGUCGGUGUCAUAGCCAACAAAUUUGGAAGACGUAAGUCGAUGUUCCUCGUGAAUAUCUUGGCUCUGAUUGGUGGGAGUCUCAUGGGACUGUGUACUCUCUGCUACUCCUAUGAGAUGGUCAUUGCCGGUCGGCUGGUUAUUGGGCUGUUCUGUGGCCUCUUUACUGGGCUCACUCCAAUGUAUGUUGGGGAAGUGUCGCCCACUCCCCUCCGUGGGGCCUUCGGGACCCUGCACCAGCUUGGUGUUGUGGUGGGCAUCUUAAUUGCCCAGAUCUUUGGGCUGGAGAGUCUGCUGGGUUCACAAAAGCUUUGGCCUUUACUUCUGUCUCUAACCGUGCUACCAGCCAUCCUGCAGUGUAUACUGCUGCCGUUCUGUCCAGAGAGCCCUCGCUUCCUGCUCAUUAACCUCAAUGAGGAAGAAAAGGCCCGCAAAGCACUGGUGCGUCUCCGUGGUUAUGAGGAUGUUGGGAAGGACAUGCAGGAGAUGAAGGAAGAGAGUGCGAAGAUGGCCAUGGAGAAGAAGGUGACCAUCCCAGAGCUCUUCCGCAUUCCUGCUUACCGCCAGCCUCUACUCAUCGCUGUCAUGCUGCAGCUGUCCCAGCAGCUCUCUGGCAUCAAUGCUGUAUUUUAUUACUCAACUGGUAUUUUUGAGUCGGCCGGAGUGACUCAGCCCAUUUACGCCACCAUCGGAGCCGGAGUAGUAAACACUGUCUUUACUGUAGUAUCUCUAUUCUUGGUGGAGAGAGCGGGACGGAGAACUUUGCACCUUAUUGGUUUGGGUGGAAUGGCCAUCAGUGCCUUGGCCAUGACAAUCGCUCUCUUAUUGAAGGACAUUGAGUCUCUACGCUACCUCAGCAUUGCUGCAGUCUUUGGCUUUGUUGCCAUGUUCGAGAUGGGCCCUGGACCUAUUCCCUGGUUCAUAGUGGCUGAACUGUUCUCCCAGGGGCCACGUCCUGCUGCCAUGGCCGUUGCAGGAUGCUCCAACUGGACAGCCAACUUCCUUGUGGGAGUCAGCUUCCCUAAAUUGGAGGAGCUGUGUGGGCCAUAUGUCUUCAUUAUAUUCAUGAUCUUCCUCAUCUUCUUCUUCAUCUUUACGUACUUCAAAGUUCCAGAGACCAAAGGGCGAACUUUCGAUGAGAUCGCCUGUGGUUUUAGUGGGUCUCCGCCUCCGGCUGCCACCUCUGUGGAGGAGCCAGGCAGACUCGCACUUCCCGCCUCUCCGGUCAAAGAGAAAGUCCCGUUGGUGGCAGCUUCCAAAUCUUCCACAGAACAUGGGCCCAGCUCAUCUGAUGCCGCAAAGGUGGAAGGGAAACCUAGCUCAGUUACCCAGCCACUGGUAGAUUCUAGUAAAGAGGAGAAAAAUAAUUCCACCAUCUAAAAAAUAGUGUAACUAUAUAGCUAAAUAUGAUUAAAGCCAUGACAUGUAUCACUGAAGAUAGAAAUAUAAUAUUAGAGGUUAUUUACUGAAAAGAGAUUAUUUAGGGUAAACAGAUUAAGAACAGAACCACAUUGGAAUGUUACAGAUCACCUCUAUGAAAGGAUACGAGAGCUCAUAGCACAUGAGCUUAUAUUAUUGUGUAGUUUGACAAUUGAUGGUUUGGUGCAAUAUUGAUUCGUUUUAAUGGUUUUAUCCUUUUAUUGCUCAUUUAUUCCUGUUUGUGAGUUUUUUGUGCAGUUUUAAUGUGAAUUAUCAAAUAGGACAGUUUCCAAUAUCAAAUCGAACUGAAAAAGGGAAUUAUUA
Molecule: messenger RNA, 2310 nt
Organism: Rhinichthys klamathensis goyatoka
Lineage: Eukaryota; Metazoa; Chordata; Actinopteri; Cypriniformes; Leuciscidae
Gene: slc2a3a
Product: solute carrier family 2 member 3a
Exons: 11
Coding region: 325-1947 (540 amino acids)
Biological process (GO): monosaccharide transmembrane transport; response to insulin
Cellular component (GO): apical plasma membrane; basolateral plasma membrane
Molecular function (GO): hexose transmembrane transporter activity
Source: RefSeq, a predicted model, not a curated record